AUGGAGAUUCCUUUGGCUGCCACUUUUUUAGGUAUAUUUGGAUGGAAUAUCUAUUAACUUGUGAAAAAGUACAAUGCCAAAAGAAGAUAAAGCUGUUUAGUAAAAUUAAUAGAGGAUCAAUCUAAUUCUCUAAUAAUGACUUUAUAUCCCUAUAAGAAAAGGAAAUUAAACGAACCUUAAGAGAUAGUUAAAGAGAGUCCUCAAAAAGUUGAGAUUAAAGAAGAUAAGGAAUAGAAUGAACCUAAUCAAUAAGAGAGAAUUCAGACUGUUUUAGAAUAAGUGGAGUAUUAAAGAUUUCAAGAACAGGAUUAUGUAGAUAAUGCCUAGACCUUUGAUUCAAUAGUUUCUACUAAAAAUAAAGAUGAUAUACAGAAAAACAAAUAAAAUCAGGAUUUUUCAUUCACAAGCCAAAAUCAAAAUUAAACUCUUGAUGAUUAGAAUUAUAAUAUUCAUGAUGUCAAUAAUCCUCUUAGCGAAUUAAUUAAUUCUAAUUUGGUGGACAAAGAAAUCACUAAUUUUACUUUUACAAAUGCUAAGGAUUAAUGUGAAUAAAGAGAAGAUGAUCUAAACUAUAAUAACACUAAUGAAAAAUUUGAAUUAAAUCCUAAUGAUGAUGAAAUUAUCAGUGCUCAUCAAAAUUACGAAUUUAAUUCAAUAGAUAAGAAUUGUGAAUAAUCAAUUCUAUUAUAGGGAAAUAAUACAAUAGGUUAAUUUUAACAUAAAUUUCAGAAUUAUGAUGCAUAUUCAAAUUGUUAUAAUCAAAAUCAAGAAGAAGCAGUAUUACCUUUCUUUCCUUCAAAUAAUUAAGCAAUCACUUCUUAAUAACCCUCUCAUUUCGUUUAAAAUUCAUAUUAAUCUAAAUAUGAUGUUCCAAGUUUAUAGAUUGAUGUUCUUAAUUAAUCAUAGUAAUAAUAAUAGUAUUAAAAUAAAUUUAAUUGUUAACACUUUGCCAAUUGUUUUGUAUCCAAUUCCCAACCUAUUUAUUCGUUCAAUCAUAUUUAACAAUCCAGCCAAAUACAUAACCCUUUGCAUUAAGGAACUCAAAAUAAUUAAUUGAAUAUAGGUUAAAUGCAUAAUUAAAAUUCAUUAUAUGCAUAACCUAGUUUUGGUGAAUAAAAAUAAGAUACUAGAAAUUAAAAUGUAACAUUUUAGAAUAUCCAACCUAAAGAAACUACUGAAACAGCAGGGUUUGAAUUUAGCUUUAAAAAGAAAUAAACUAAAUUUGAUUAGAUUAGGUUGGAAUAGAAUGAAAGCUAAAAGUCCUCUUUCAUAUAAAAUCCAGAAUAAAGAUCAAUUAAAGGAUAAUCAAUGUUCAGUACUAGUUCGAGUGCUAAUUAAUCUAAUUUACAGAAGGAUCUAAAAGUAAAUCACAUAAAUGACUUUUCAUUUUAUUUACAACUAUUGGGAGGAGGAGGAGGAUUCAAUAGUAAAGUGACCGUUCCAUCAGGAAAUUUGUUAUCCUUAUUGCUGAAUAAUUGA
Messenger RNA from Paramecium octaurelia, 1479 nucleotides. The record is from the annotation of a GenBank genome assembly. Lineage: Eukaryota; Ciliophora; Oligohymenophorea; Peniculida; Parameciidae.